AUGUCUUGUUGGCUGCUUCAUAUCCUGAUUAUCUCUUCUCUUCAUCUCAUCUCUCUAUCAAGUCAACAAGAAAAAAGGUUUUUCUAUGAAAACUUUCUUGACCAAGAGAAUCUUUAUCUAGAUAAAUCUGCAAAUGUACUUCCCAGUGGAUUAUUACAGCUGACAAGCGCUUCAGAGCAUCAAACUGGUCAUGUUUUCUACAAGAAACCAAUUGGACUCAGUUCCUCUAAACCACUCUCUUUCUCAACACACUUUGUUUGCGCUCUGGUGCCUCGUCCAGGAUAUGAAGGUGGCCACGGUAUUGCCUUCGUGGUAUCUCCUUCUAUGGAUUUUUCUCAUGCGCAGCCAAACAGAUACUUGGGAGUUUUCAACACAUCAACAAUUGUAUCUCCCUCUUCUCACGUUCUUGCUGUUGAGCUUGACACUAUAUGGAACCCGGAGUUCAGUGACAUUGAUAACAAUCACGUGGGGAUUGAUGUGAACAGUUCUGUAUCUGUCGGAAUAGCUUCAGCAUCUUACUAUUCAGACAUGAAAAGGCAAAACGAAAGCAUAAACCUCUUGAGUGGAAAGCCUAUACAAGUGUGGGUGGAUUAUGAUGGCACUAUGCUCAAUGUCUCAAUGGCUCCACUUGAAGUCAAGAAGCCAAGUCGGCCUCUUUUGUCACAACACAUCAAUCUUACAGAAGUUUUUCCAAAUAGUUCAAGACUGUUUGUUGGGUUCUCUGCAUCAUCAGGUGCAGCGGUCAGUGAUCAAUACAUUGUUGGGUGGAGUUUCAGUACAGAGAGAGGAUCACUGGAGCGACUUGACAUCUCAAAACUUCCUCAAGUUCGUCAUCCUAAAAAAAACUCCACAUAA
Molecule: messenger RNA, 855 nt
Organism: Brassica napus (rape)
Lineage: Eukaryota; Viridiplantae; Streptophyta; Magnoliopsida; Brassicales; Brassicaceae
Product: L-type lectin-domain containing receptor kinase I.9-like
Exons: 1
Coding region: 1-855 (284 amino acids)
Molecular function (GO): carbohydrate binding
Source: RefSeq, a predicted model, not a curated record